GGUCCGGGGAGAGCGGAUAUAGUGAAUGCAGGGUCCGGGGAGAGCGGAUAUAGUGAAUGCAGGGUCCGGGGGGAGACCAGAUAUAGUGAAUGCAGGGUCCGGGGAGACCAGAUAUAGUGAAUGCAGGAUAUAGUGAAUGCCGGGGAGAGCGGAUAUAGUGAAUGCAGGGUCCGGGGAGACCGGAUAUAGUGAAUGCAGGGUCCGGGGAGACCGGAUAUAGUGAAUGCAGGGGUCCGGGGAGAGCGGAUAUAGUGAAUGCGGGGUCUGGGGAGACCGGAUAUAGUGAAUGCAGGGUCCGGGGAGAG
This is a messenger RNA of Staurois parvus, 305 nucleotides long. The record is from the annotation of a GenBank genome assembly. NCBI's taxonomy places the organism in Eukaryota, Metazoa, Chordata, Amphibia, Anura, Ranidae.